Messenger RNA from Silurus meridionalis, 2078 nucleotides. RefSeq names its product carboxylesterase 3 (gene ces3). The transcript has 13 exons. The record is from RefSeq and is a predicted model, not a curated record. Lineage: Eukaryota; Metazoa; Chordata; Actinopteri; Siluriformes; Siluridae. The coding region runs from base 44 to 1744 and encodes 566 amino acids.
GCCUGAGUGGGCCUGAGUGGGCGUGUGUGUGGGGGUACUAUAUAUGGGUUGGAGUGCUGUGUCUCUCCAAGGCUUUCUUCGUGGAGCUGCAAUGAUGCAUGUCCUGCUCAUUCUGUGUUUGACCGUUUCCUCUGUUUGGACAGCACCAACUACGACAGAUUCUGGUCCUGUGAUUGUUCUGAGUCAUGGCAGUAUUCAGGGCAAGUAUGUAACAGUGAAAGGCUCAGAUAAAGUAGUGGAACAGUAUCUGUCCAUUCCUUUUGCUCAGCCACCCGUAGGUCCUCUCCGUUUGGCAGCACCCCAACCUAUUCAACCCUGGGAGGGGGUGAGAGACGGCACACAGCACCCUAACAAGUGUCUCCAGGACCCAGAUGUCGGGAAGUCUGUGGCAGAAAUUUUGUCCUUAAACUACAUUCAUACUUCUACAGUCUCUGAGGACUGUCUUUACCUAAAUGUGUACACGCCCUCUCAACGUUCAGCAUCAGAAAAAUUACCUGUCAUGGUCUGGAUUCAUGGAGGAGGCCUGACUAUUGGUGCAGCUGUUGAGAAUGAUGGAUCAGUACUGGCAGCCUAUGAAAACAUAAUUGUUGUCAUAAUUCAGUAUAGGCUAGGCAUAAUGGGCUUCUUCAGCACUGGAGAUGAACAUGCCAAAGGCAACUGGGGCUUUCUGGAUCAGAUUGCAGCACUGCAGUGGGUGCAGCAAAACAUUGAGAAUUUUGGUGGAGAUCCUCAUUCAGUCACUAUUGCUGGAAAUUCUGCAGGGGCAAUUAGUAGCUCCAUACUGACUCUUUCCCCACUUGCCAAAGGCCUGUUUCACCGAGCCAUCUUUCAGAGUGGUACAGCAGCUCUUGGAGAUUACACAACAAACGAUCCCACGUUGUUUUCCAAGAUGGUAGCAAAUGUUACAGAGUGUGACAGCAGCUCUUCGGAGAUACUGGUCAAGUGUUUAAAAGAAAUGACAGAAGAGGAUAUUAUAAAGGCUACCAAAAAGCAAAAAAUCUUUCUUGGCGCAACUGUGGAUGGGGAACUUUUAACAGAUGUAGCAGAGAAUAUUUUGAAGAGCAAAGAUUUUGAGAAAGUCCCAGUGCUUUUAGGUGUAACAAACCAUGAAUUUGGAUGGAUCCUUCCUUUGAAUUUUAUCCCUCCUGGUUGGGAAAAAGGGAUGAACAGAGAGGGAGUGACUCAAUUGAUGAACCAGUUUUUCCCAAAUGGGGUUUCUGGAGAAAAUGAUUUAAUAUUAGAUGAAUACCUGAAGCAUGCUCAGUCUCCAGAGGACAUACGAGAUGCGCUUACCUAUAUGGCGGGAGAUCGUUUCAUGGUGCUCCCAGUUCUAAAAGUGGCUGAUUAUCAUAGAGAUGCUGGAGCAAAAGUGUACAUGUAUGAAUUUCAGCAUCGUCCCAAUGUUUUUGAAGACAAAAGACCCAGCUUUGUGAAGGCUGAUCAUGCAGACGAAGUUGGCUACGUUUUUGGAGCUUGCUUUUGGAACGGCCAUGUCAAAGUGUUAGGCACAAUAACUGAGGAAGAAAAUCAGCUGUGUAAAACCAUAAUGAGAUAUUGGGCUAACUUUGUCCGUACAGGCUCACCGAAUGGACCUGGUCUGGUUAACUGGCCUCUCUAUGACACCUCAAAUAAAUAUUUAGCACUGGGAUUGAAACAAACAGAGGCUCAAGGACUCAAACAGGACAAGAUGCACUUCUUCAAUGUGGAGCUGCCUCAAAAGCUUGCUACACAGAGCACAGCCUGAGAAACAUUUGUCUACAUUUAUAGCAUUUCGCAGAUGCCCUUAUUCAGAACAAUGUCUUUACCGCAAUUACUUUUUUGUAUCACUUUGGGGCACUUACUAUCAUUAGGCACUUACUAUCAUUAUUAUCAAGUUGUGUCUUAUUUUUUGGAAAGUCUAGAGUGUAUUUUUUUCUGAUUUGGAAAAUAAACAAUGUUGAAGAUGAUUGGGCACAUUUAAAAAAAAAAGUUACCAGCAUGACUAUGACAAUAUAGCCCCAAUGACAAUUCACAUGUUUAUAUUACAGCACUGGUCAAAUGUUUUUACUGUGGGAAUAAAUCAGUCACAUUAACCUUUA